AUGGGACUUGAGAAAACCAAAUCAUUACUUAGAAAAAAAGUUAACUUUCCUGGUCUAGACACUAAAGUAGAAGAAUAUAUAAAACGAUGUGCAAUUUGUCAAGUCCGUGGUAAACAAAAUGGACCAGCCGAACUAUUAACCACACCAACACCAGAGGAAGUUUGGGACACCGUUAAUAUAGAUUACCUUGGUCCUUUAACUAAUGGAUUUUAUUUGGUAGUCCUUAUAGACCAAGCAUCAAAAUUUCCGGUUGUCGAUAUUAUUCAUAAUACAUCUGCUGACCUCCUUAUUGAUUUUCUACAGAAAACGAUUGCAGUAUAUGGAAUACCAAAAACGAUUGUCAGCGAUAAUGGAACACCUUUUACUUCAUUCAAAAUAAAGAUGUUUUUGAACAAACUGAAUAUUCAACAUAAACGAAUCACCCCGCUUUGGCCGCAAGCAAACUCACAAGCCGAAUCCUUUAUGAAACCAUUGAUUAAAACAAUACGAGCAGCACACAUUGAACGGAAAAACUGGAAAAAGCAAUUAUACAACUUUCUGUUUUCCUACCGUACCACACCCCAUUGCACAACCCGAAUACCAUUAUCUACACUCAUGUUUAAUCGCGUUACAGAUUUUACAAUACCUUCAUUCCAAACAAGGGUCGAUACAAAUAUCAAUGAUCAAGCCAAAAAGAGACAAGAAAAUGCUAAGUUAUACAGAAAAAAAUAUCACGAUUUAAAAUACCACGCAAAAAAUCCAAGUUUAAACAUCGGAGAUACAGUACUGAUAAAACAAAAAAAAUAUAACAAAAUUACGGCACCACUCGAGUUCAAACCCUACACAAUUACUGCAAAGAAUGGUACAAUGAUCACUUCAAAAUCUCCCGUCAACAAUUCUCAAAAAACUCGAAAUGCUUCACACAUGAAGAAAGCACCAACGGAUAUACAAUUUAAUCCGAUACCAAUUAAAGAAGAGAAAGAUGAAGAAACUCCAGAACGAAUCAAUUUUGCCAGAAAAGGAAAUAACAGCUACUAUGCCGACACAACUAAGAAGCUAUCAUCAAGAACCGAUUCUGAAGACAUAUCCUAA
Molecule: messenger RNA, 1071 nt
Organism: Hydra vulgaris (swiftwater hydra)
Lineage: Eukaryota; Metazoa; Cnidaria; Hydrozoa; Anthoathecata; Hydridae
Source: RefSeq, a predicted model, not a curated record